This is a messenger RNA of Engraulis encrasicolus (European anchovy), 2340 nucleotides long. It is a transcript of the gene ralgps2, whose product is annotated as Ral GEF with PH domain and SH3 binding motif 2. Gene Ontology annotation, molecular function: guanyl-nucleotide exchange factor activity. Bases 45 to 1802 code for a protein of 585 amino acids. The transcript is spliced from 19 exons. The record is from RefSeq and is a predicted model, not a curated record. Gene Ontology annotation, biological process: positive regulation of GTPase activity; Ras protein signal transduction. Gene Ontology annotation, cellular component: plasma membrane. NCBI's taxonomy places the organism in Eukaryota, Metazoa, Chordata, Actinopteri, Clupeiformes, Engraulidae.
GGAGCCAUGAAGAGACUUGUUCGCUAGAGACAGAUGGUUCGGGAAUGAUGGACGUCCCCAAUGGCCAAUCAAACGUCUCCGCCUCGGCCAUCACGGCCUCUGAGAAGAGCAGCAGUUCGGAGUCCCUGAGUGACAAGGGCUCCUCUGAGCUCAAGAAGAGUUUCGAUGCCGUCGUCUUCGAUGUGCUCAAGGUCACGCCAGAGGAAUAUGCAGGCCAGAUCACGCUUAUGGAUGCACCUGUCUUCAAGGCCAUCCAGCCAGAAGAGCUGUCGAGCUGCGGUUGGAACAAGAAGGAGAAGCACAGCUCUGCCCCCAACGUAGUGGCCUUCACACGCAGGUUUAACCAGACGAGUUUCUGGGUGGUUCGGGAGAUUCUUCAUGCCCAGACGUUGAAGAUCAGAGCAGAGGUGCUGAGUCUCUACAUCAGAACUGCCAAGAAACUGUGUGACAUGAACAACCUGCAUGCGGUGAUGGCCGUGGUGUCCGGACUGCAGAGCGCCCCCAUCUUCAGGCUCACCAAGACCUGGGCGUUGCUGAGUCGUAAGGACAAGGCUGCGUUUGAGCGUCUGGAGUACCUGAUGGCCAAAGAGGACAACUACAAGCGGCUCAGGGAACACAUCAGCAGCCUCAGCAUGACCACAUGCAUCCCAUACUUGGGUAUGUACCUGUCAGACCUGACGUAUGUGGACUCUGCGUAUCCCUCCACCGGCAGCAUCCUGGAGAACGAGCAGCGCUCCAACCUCAUGAACAACAUCCUGCGCAUCAUCUCCGACACACAGAGAUCCGUCGAAUACGAUAUCCAAGUAUUACCCCACGUGCAGAAGUACCUCAACUCUGUACGCUACAUAGAGGAGCUGCAGAAGUUUGUGGAAGACGACAACUACAAGUUGUCUUUAAAGAUAGAGCCGGCCACCAGCACCCCUCGAUCCACUGCCUCCAGGGAGGACCUCGUAGGUCCAGAUGCGUCGGCUUCGCCGCUGUGUGGUCGUCGUGGCAACAUAGCUGAGAGCUGCAAGGUUCCGGGCACGCCCCCCUCGCCACGCAACCUGCUGCCCUACGGACACAGGAAGUGCCACAGCCUCGGAUACAACUUCAUCCAUAAGACCAGCACUGUGGAGUUUAAGAGUGCGACCUUCCCCAACGCGGGGUCACGUCACCUGCUGGACGACAGCGUGUUGGAGAGCCACACGCCCACCAGGGGGCAGACCGAGAGCUCCACACUGUCCAGCGGGAUAUCACUAGGGAGCAGUGAAGGCUCUGAACUCAGCGAAGAAAUGUCAUGGCCUGCCUUCGAAAGGACGCGCUUCUAUCACUCUCUGGGCCCAGUAACCCGCGUGGCCCGCAUAUCAUGCAGAGGAGUUCUCAAACCCAGCAGCUCUGCGGAGUCGGAGGAGCUGGCGGUGCACCUGUAUCCCGGAGCCGCCACAGUACAGGGAGUCCUGCGCCGCAAAACUGUCCUCAAAGAGGGCAAGAAGCCCACGGUGGCGUCGUGGAGUAAGUAUUGGGUGGCGCUGGUCGGGACACAGCUCCUCUACUACCCUGCCAAGUCCCUGAAGGCCACAGAGAGGAAGCAUUUCAAGUCUUCCCCCAGUAAGAGUGUGUCUGUAUUGGGUCUGAUGGCCAUGAUGCCUGACGACCCAGAACACCCUGAUGUCUUCCUGCUCACAGACUCAGAGCACGGCAACUCAUACAAGUACCAGGCCGGCAACAGGAUGAACGCUCUGACGUGGUUCAAGCACCUGAGUACAGCCUGCCAAGCAAACAAGCAACAGGUCCCAGCUAAUCUGAUGUCCUUUGAGUGACACGAUGCGACGUCUGCCGAUGAACAGACGGACAGCCAGCCAGACGGGGGAGCGAAGCAAAAAGGAAACCCAUGAGAGAAGAGAAGAGCGAGGGAGAGAAAUAGUGAAAAUAGAAGAGCACCAGGAUGAAGAGAAGAUGGGAGUGAAACGGAAGCAGAAGAAGAGAGAGGGAUGAAAAGACAGCGAGAGAGAGGAAGAGGAGAGAGAGCGCGAGGCUCAAUUCAACACUACUGGGAGCUUUCCACUGCCACAAGCCCGACACAACACACACACACACACACACACCCCUCCUCCCCCAGCCUCAGCGCUUACUACCCGCCUCGCCCAGCAACACCUGCCACCAUUGCCUUAAAGAGUGCACCAAGACGUGUGUGCGUGCGUGCGUCUGCGCCUGCGCGUGCGUGUGUGUUAACCUACUGGACACUCAGCAGCCGAAUAGUCAGAGUCACGUACCGACGGCAAGCCCCUCCCUCUGCAAACACACCACUGCAGCCAGCAGCCACGCCCAGCCAUGGGGAACUGGGAUGUGUGUGUGUGU